Messenger RNA from Mus caroli (Ryukyu mouse), 1314 nucleotides. RefSeq names its product gap junction protein beta 5 (gene Gjb5). The record is from RefSeq and is a predicted model, not a curated record. Lineage: Eukaryota; Metazoa; Chordata; Mammalia; Rodentia; Muridae. Gene Ontology annotation, biological process: cell-cell signaling. Gene Ontology annotation, cellular component: connexin complex. Gene Ontology annotation, molecular function: gap junction channel activity.
GCUCAACAGCCUCUGCCCAAAGAAUGAGCUUUACCAGAAACCCUUCCCUGAUUCUGACAUGAAUUCUGAUGCUUGCUGAACCCCAACUGCUGGCUUCCAGGAGCGGGUACUAAGGGAGCCCUAAGGAGUCGCUGCUCAGGAGCAGCCAGCCCUUGAGUCCACCAUGAACUGGAGUGUUUUUGAGGGACUCCUGAGCGGAGUCAACAAGUACUCCACAGCCUUUGGUCGCAUCUGGCUGUCUCUGGUCUUCGUCUUCCGUGUGCUGGUGUACCUGGUGACAGCUGAGCGCGUGUGGGGGGACGACCAGAAGGAUUUUGACUGCAACACCAGGCAACCCGGCUGUACCAAUGUCUGUUACGAUGAGUUCUUCCCCGUGUCCCACGUGCGCCUCUGGGCUCUGCAGCUCAUCCUGGUCACCUGCCCCUCUUUGCUUGUGGUCAUGCAUGUGGCCUAUCGAAAGGCUCGAGAGAAGAAGUACCAGGAAAAGGUUGGCGAAGGGUACCUUUACCCAAACCCCGGCAAGAAGCGGGGCGGACUCUGGUGGACAUACGUCUUCAGCCUCUCGUUCAAGGCCACCAUAGACAUUAUCUUCCUCUACCUCUUCCACGCAUUCUAUCCUAGAUAUACCCUCCCUUCUAUGGUCAAGUGCCAUGCAGAGCCGUGUCCCAACACAGUGGACUGCUUCAUCGCCAAGCCCUCCGAGAAAAACAUCUUCAUUGUCUUCAUGGUGGUCACCGCCGUCAUCUGCAUCCUGCUUAACCUUGUGGAGCUGAUCUACCUAGUGAUUAAGCGGUGUUCUGAGUGUGUGCAGCUGAGGAGACCACCCACUGCACAUACAAAGAAUGACCCAAACUGGGCCAACUCUCCUAGCAAAGAGAAGGACUUCCUCUCAUGCGACCUCAUCUUUCUGGGCUCAGAUGCUCACCCGCCUCUGUUACCAGACCGCCCUCGAGCCCAUGUGAAGAAAACCAUUCUGUGAAGGGUCCCUAGAAUGGACUGGCAGGGUGGGCAUGACCUGGAAGGUUCCAGAGUCUCUCAUGAAUGUAGCUGAUGGGGAGAAGAGCUGAGCUGGCGUUGGAGGCAGGCAAAAGGGAGGACUCCCAGAGCUUGGGAUCCAGUUGUGCCUCCCAGCUGACUGGACUUCACUGCAUCACCCCUCUCCUCUGUACCUCCGUUUCCUUUUCUGUUAAAUAAACACACCGAGGGCCACUUUGCAGGGCUCCUGGGAGGGCAGUUUCACGAAGGCACCAACGAGCAAAUGCCUUCCUGUGUGGCCCAGGGUGAGAGCUAAAUAAAGAUAAAUGGGUUUACAGA